AUGGGAAAUCUACUUUCUUUCAUCUUCCCGCCAAAGAGCCGAUUCAGUUUCGACGACAUCCCAGACCAAAGUGGCCGAAUCGCAAUCAUCACCGGUGGCAACUCGGGUAUCGGCAUGGUCGCAUGCAAGGUCCUCCUCUCUAAGGGUGCCAAGGUGUAUAUGGCAUCCCGAUCCAAGGAGCGUGCCCUACCUGCAAUCAACCAACUGAAGCAGGCGACCGGCAAGACCGAUAUUCAUCUUCUAGAGCUGGAUCUUGCCGAUCUCCAGAGUGUCCGGCGAGCAGCGGAGGAGUUCACGCGAAAGGAGAAUAGGCUUCAUAUGUUGUUUAAUAACGGAGGGGUGAUGACUCCCCCGAUCGAGCAGCUCACGAAACAGGGAUACGAUCUCCAGUUCGGGGCGACAGUGCUCGGACAUGCAUAUUUGACGAAGCUGCUUCUUCCUGUCCUCCUCUCGACGGCUGAAGAAGCACCAGGAAAGGUCCGGGUGGUGCAUACCAGUUCUUGCGGACAUGCAAACGCUGUCGAGGGCGGUAUUGAUAUCAAGACGCUGACCGAUGGUCCAGCUCGCACGAAAGCCGGCACGUGGCAGAUGUACUUCCAAUCCAAAUGGGGUAAUGCAGCGUAUUCGAGUGAGCUAGCAGGACGCUACGGCAGCCAAGGUCUUGUGUCUAUCGCGUUCGACCCGGGAAACAUCCGUACCUCUCUGCAUAAGAACAUGCCCAAGUUAGGAUAUUAUAUACUGAACACGAUCCUGUUGUACGACUUGGAGCCGUACGGUGGACUCCAGAUCUUGUAUGCGGGGACGAUGCCUCAGGCAGGGAAAUUGAACGGGUGUUACCUGGUGCCUUGGGCGAGGAUAGGGAAUGUCAAACCGGAUACGCGGGACCCGAGCUUGGGUGCAAGGCUUUGGCAGUGGUGCGAGGAGGAGAUCGCCAAGUUUGAGCAGGCGAGGAGGUUGUAG
Dacryopinax primogenitus is the source of this 960-nucleotide messenger RNA. RefSeq names its product NADP-binding protein. The record is from RefSeq and is a predicted model, not a curated record. Bases 1 to 960 code for a protein of 319 amino acids. The transcript is spliced from 6 exons. NCBI's taxonomy places the organism in Eukaryota, Fungi, Basidiomycota, Dacrymycetes, Dacrymycetales, Dacrymycetaceae.